AUGAACCAAAUUCGCGCCAUCCAGGCGCUCAACAAGAAGGAGAUCGAAGCCGGAAUCUCCCCCGAAGCCUCCUGGCACACAGACUACCGCGACACGGCCUUCGUCUACUUCGGCGGCCUGCCCUACGACAUGUCCGAGGGCGACGUCAUCACCAUCUUCAGCCAGUACGGCGAGCCGACCUUCCUCAAGCUCGUGCGCGACAAGGAGUCGGGCAAGAGCAAAGGGUUCGGCUGGCUGAAGUACGAGGACCAGCGCAGCACGGACCUCGCGGUCGACAACCUCGGCGGCGCGACGGUGGGGGACAGGCUCAUCCGCGUCGACCACGCGCGGUACAAGGCGCGCGACGACGACGACCCGGACGAGGGCAAGAUCGGGUGGGAGGACAUGAUGCGCCGGGAGAGGGCGGCGCGGGGGCUGGGCAGCGGCAGCGAGGAGGAAGAAGAAGAAAGCGAAGAGGAAGAGGCGCGGCGGCCGAUGCUCAAGGAGGAGAAGGAGCUGGCGCUGCUGAUGGAGAGCCACGACGACGACGAUCCCAUGAAGGCGUUCCUGGUGGAGGAGAAGAAGAAGGAGGUCGAGGAGGCGCGGAGGAGGGAGGAGAAGAGGAGCCAUCGGCAGAAGCACAGACAUCACCACCAUCGGUCGCACAGGUCACGGAGGGAAGGGAGUGAGGACCGGGACCGGGAGCGAGACCGGGAUCGGGAUCGGGAUACGAGGCGGAGGCGCACUGACGAUGACUCUGAGAGGAGACAUCGGUCGCGGCGAGACGAAACGCCUACUAUGGACGAGGACAAGGAGCACGGCAGAGAGUCUCGAAGGGAUAGGCACCGGCGUCGUGAUUCAAAGGACCGGAACGACGACCGAGAUGAGAGGGAACGCCGGCGGCGCGACAACAGCCAGGACAGGCGGCGGGACCAUGACAGAGAGAGGAGGCGGCAAGAUCGCAACGAUUCUGAAGAUGGCGACGGACACAGGAGUCGGAGGAGAGACCGGAGCAGGUCACCUCGCGCAUCACGAGACUAG
Molecule: messenger RNA, 1020 nt
Organism: Thyridium curvatum
Lineage: Eukaryota; Fungi; Ascomycota; Sordariomycetes; Thyridiales; Thyridiaceae
Exons: 2
Coding region: 1-1020 (339 amino acids)
Biological process (GO): mRNA splicing, via spliceosome
Cellular component (GO): precatalytic spliceosome; U2 snRNP; catalytic step 2 spliceosome
Molecular function (GO): RNA binding
Source: RefSeq, a predicted model, not a curated record